Molecule: messenger RNA, 1053 nt
Organism: Mycena citricolor
Lineage: Eukaryota; Fungi; Basidiomycota; Agaricomycetes; Agaricales; Mycenaceae
Source: the annotation of a GenBank genome assembly
CCGCUUCUCUCUAUCUCUCUUUCGUGGUGCUCGCGAGAAAUGUCUGAAUCUGCAUCUUCAUCCGCCGAAGUCACAGGUGUGAUUAAAGCCAUACGCGAAGGGAGACUUCGUGUCAUCAAUAUAUCUCCUGGAUCCUCCUUCCGGCCCAGGCAAGUCGUCGCAUCUUGACUCCUGGCCUCUCAAUAACGGUCUCAAGAAUGGAAAUCUUCGACGACCCGAGGUCAACUCAUGUCGUGUUGACGUUUGAACUUCCCGGUGUCAAAACGUCCGACCUUUGCAUCCGGGUAGAGCACGGAAAUCUCGUCCUGCGGGGCCGGCGGCGGCCUCUCUUCCGGCAGCGCCGCACUCCGCGCAGUGCACCAGGCGACGGCACCGAGAACAGCCCGAACAUGGAUGUUGACACCGACGCGUGCAUCUUCCCAGCACAGGAACUCCGAUAUGGGAGAUUCGGACGCGCAGUCAGCCUUCCGAAAGGCGUCGAUGCUUCAUGUCUCUACGCGGCUCUCCACGAGGGCCUGCUCACUAUCAUCUGGCCGCGAUCGGCGCACUCGAGUGUCAAACAAGAAACACCGGCUGUGAAGCUAGAAACAGACGCCAUGUCCCCCGGUGUAACAUCAGUAGCGCUCCCGACGUCAGCCGCUCGCACUGAGGAUCCACGAGCAAGAAGUUUGCAUCCCAGCACUCAGUCUGCUGGGAAGGCAGGUUCCAGUGCCGGCGCCACUCCCCACUAGCGUCCCGAACAGGAGAUCUGAGCUGUAUCUCUGUUAUACAUGCGGAUGCCAAAUGGAUCUGACAGCCGCCGAGAGUCACUGCAUGCCACAUCUUGUUUUCUACCCCCGCUUUGUAUACGUCUUCUCUGUUUUCGGGAUUCCCUUCGAUCGUGUUGUACAUAUAUCACCCUACUCACCUCUAUGAAUACUAUCUCUGUACGAUCUGAAUUCGUGGACUGGACUUCUCUGUAUCACAAUACUAGACCACAAAUCGCCUCUGCCCGAUUCUAUAUCUGUGACAGGCGCACCCACUCCCGGACUUUGUACUCCUUUGCAAUCUUCG